Molecule: messenger RNA, 5370 nt
Organism: Ochlerotatus camptorhynchus
Lineage: Eukaryota; Metazoa; Arthropoda; Insecta; Diptera; Culicidae
Product: interference hedgehog-like
Exons: 9
Coding region: 1545-4895 (1116 amino acids)
Biological process (GO): cell-cell adhesion
Cellular component (GO): plasma membrane
Molecular function (GO): protein binding
Source: RefSeq, a predicted model, not a curated record
GCGAGUCAGUCGUCCACAUUCAUCGCUCCCGUUCGCAAGUGUGUUUCUUGGUGUAACCGCGGGUCGAAAGAAAUUUCUACCAAGAUCGCGCGUCUUCGCCCUCGUCGCCAAUCGGUUAUACAUACAGUUUUUUUUCUUCUCUUUGCUCAAGAUUAACGCCGGUGGUCCCGAACUUUGGGUGAAGAUAUUGAAUGAGGCUUGACCUACUCAGUGUUAUUGACAUUCGGAACAAUACGGGUCAUAGUAGACCAGUGAAGUUAGUGUUUGGAUCACAGCCUGCUUGGUGAUUGAUUGGUUCGAUUGGAAGAUGUGCAGUGAGUGAGUCUGAGAAGGAAACGAAAGGAUUUAAGCGGAAAUUGAAUCGAAAAGGAGACGACAUAAGAGUCAAAGUACUUGGCGCUGAAAAAAAGAAAUAUUUUGAUUUUCGUUUUAUUUGUUUUCUGCCAAAAAUAAGUGGGCAAAGCUUUGAAGGCAACAAAAAAACACACGGCAGAAAAGUGAGCGAAUCCGAGUCAGCCGAGGGUGCUACUCAUCAUUGCUGGCGGACCUACAUACAUACUCGCUCACUGCGUUUGGGUGGUAUUUUUAACAAGCCUCGCGCGCAGGCAGCCCCGAAGUGUUCCGUUCCAACUACGGCCAGAGGUACAAGGAAAGGCGAAGAUCAGUGCGAUCUCGCCGCCGCCGUCGCCGUCGUCAUCGUAGCCGUCUUUGCCGUUGUCGUAGCAACCCGCAUGCGAAGUGACAAGUGAACGCGAAAUAAAGCGGAGCAGAAGAUCGCGUUCUCCCGCAGAAGAGUAUCCACAAGAGAGAAGGAAAUCAGUGCAGUAGGAGAAAGAGAGCGGAUGAUCGUUUGUCGUGGUGUGUGCGCUAACGUGAGCUUUCUCGUUGUUUUGGAAGUGUGUGGGAUGAGGCGGGCAAGAGCCGAAGGAAGAAAAGUGCUGUUUCAGUGAUUUUUUGUCUCGCGGAAGGAAUGUAUAUUUUUCUUUUGAAUCAAAUUUGAAUCAUCGCAAUUCGGCGGUGAUAAAGUGAGAGGUGGAAGCCACUCAACCAUCAAGUGACAAGUGAGUCAGUGAGUGCAGACACACGCGAGUGUAUGAUAGAUGCACUUCGGGGAAAUCAAAAUCGAUCGUGUAUCGUCGGUUGGAAGCAAGGUUGAAGAUAGGCAAGAUAUAGAUCGUCUUCUGGCUGGGCCGAAGAAGGUGCGCGCACAAACACAGUUGAAACGUCAAGAAAAACCUGCCGUGUCAGCCGGACACAAAUACACGUUCAGAGAGGAAACUUCUUCAAAAGUCGAAAGAGUCAGAAUUUAGAAAUUCUCCACUAAUAACAACGCAAACGAACGAGGAGACGAAGGCGAUCUGCCGCCAAAGGCUGCACAACGACCCAACAUAUCGACUCGAGGACGAAACGGUAUUUGACGAGACAAAACUACUCCCAAUAGAACGAUACAACCGAUGACUCCGUCGAACAUGAGCUAAGCUGAGACAACUUGUUUUCAACUAUCAAUGGACAAACAAACAAGCACUCAAAGGUAAUGAUCCAAAAUGUUCGGAACGAGUAUCGAAGACCGUCUCAGUGAACCGAGCGCAAUGCCGCACAAAGCAAGUCACGCUGCCGCCGUAGCGACGGUGCCCCAUCGAAGACACAACUUCCGACGAAGGCCUACUGAGACCGUGAUGGCCGGCCAUUGUUCCUUGUUGCUCAUAGCCCUAGUGUUAAGUUGUCCGCUGCUGGCAGUGGUCAGAGCCAUGCCGCACUCUUCACAUCAUUCUUCUUCCUUGCCUGGCGCCGGAAGCGGCAGUAGUAGCAGUAGUGGUAGUGGUAGUACAAAGAGUUUAGGAGUGUACAUGAUCCGUUCACCGGAAUCGACGACGGCGCCGGCCGGGGAUGAGGUGCUAUUUGAGUGCGAACUGAAUCUGAUUCCGGAGCGGUUGGAGUGGAGGUUUCGACCGCAGGGCAGUGCCGGUAGUCGAGAUGAUUAUGUUUACUUGAACAAGAAUGGUCACAAUGUGACAACCAUCGAAGGAAACUCGAAGCUUCACGUGUACGUCAACUCGAAGACGAUCGGCGAGUAUCAGUGCGUAGCGUGGUUCGGUGCUUCGGCGAUCGCGUCGAUCCCUGCGAGGCUCACGCUGGCCUCGAUCAACCUGGAAUCCAGUAUUAGCGGUGGUAGCAGCAGCAGCAGUAGCGGAAGCAGUUUCGGCAACUAUGGAUCCCUGCGAAGCAGCAGUAGUAUAAGUGAUAGCCACAAUGCACGAACCGAUCGAGUUCCGACGGUCAUGAGGAGGGUACUAUCCCCGAUCCAGCAGCAACAUCUGAAAAUCUCACCUGGAAACAGUAUUAUCAUCAAGUGCGGUGACGUCGUUUCCAAUCCUCCAGCCAUAUGGAGUUACUACAAGGACGAAGUGGCCAUCUCAACGAACGUACCACAGCUCCCGACCGGUGGCUUGAUCCUGUCCCAAAUAACGCCACAGGACUCGGGAACCUACCGGUGCUCGGCCAUCAACUCCAUCACCGGCAACGAGCUCAAAAUGCCGCAGAAAACCACAAUCCUCGUCGAGUACACGCCUCGAUCGCCGCCGAAAGCGAUCUACAAGCCACAAAACGUAUCUGUUUCCCCCGGAGCCACCGCCCUUCUCGAAUGUCCUGGUGUGGCAAAUCCAAUCCCUCGGACUUCCUGGUUCCGGCGGGACGGUCUUCCCAUCAGCGAUCACUCCAAAGUUCUACCCUACGGUCUUCAGCUCACCGUCGUGACAUCCGAAGACCAAGGCGAGUACGUAUGCCGUCUGGAAAACGGUGUCGAGCCCUCACUGCUCCACACCAUCAAACUGACCGUCCUGGAAGCACCGAAGAUCGUUGAGCCUCCUCGCUCAACGCUGACGAACGAAAGCGAAAGUCUCGAGCUGGAGUGCAUCGCCAAGGGUUCCCCGGUGCCGGAAAUCUACUGGAUGAUCAACGGCGACUACACCAAGUGGGAUCGGUUGAUCAAAUCCAACGGAUCGAAGCUGUUCAUCAAGUCAGUGGAGAAGAAACACGCCGGAAUUGUGCAGUGCUUUGCGAAGAACGAAGUCGGGGAAGUAAGCGAAAGCAACCUGCUGCAGGUCAACCCGAAGCAGAUUCCCGGAGGAAUGGAGACGGUUCCGCUCGGAUCGUUUCCCACCGGACCCAAAGGAAACGAGCACAACGGGAAAAGGCCCAAGGGCGGAAAGAAACACAAACACCUGGUCAUGAUCCCCCCGUCCCGACCGAACAUCACCCGGCUGUCGGACGAAUCGGUUAUGGUGCGCUGGUCGGUCCCCUCGUCAGAUGGGCUUCCGAUCCAGUUCUUCAAGGUCCAGUACCGGAUGCUCGGUGACCCGUCCCGGAACAUCGCCCGCACCCAAUGGAUGACCGAAAACGAAGACAUCCCACCGUACACCCGGUCCUACGAGGUGAACGGGCUCAAGUCGGACCACUUCUACCGCUUCCGAAUCGUGGCCGUGUAUUCCAACAACGACAACAAGGAGGGUGCUGCUUCCGGCAAGUUCCACCUGCAACGAGGAUCCCAGCUCGGCGUUAAGAACCACCUGCUCGCCCCAACCUUGACUCGCAUUGAACCCGUCUCGCAGCACGCGAUCGUUCUGCACUGGCAGUUCCCGCAGCACCUUCCACACCCCAUCGAUGGCUUCUACGCGUACUACCGUCCGGCCACGACGGCUGGCGAGUACUCCAAAGCUACGGUCGAUACACCAACGGCACGACACUUCAAGAUCGACCACCUGGAACCGGGAACGGCCUACGAGUUCAAGCUGCAGUCCUUCACCGCCGCCGCAGCGUCCGAUUUUAGCGCCAUUCUGACGGGGAAGACACUGAAACCUCCGACGGUGGCACCGAUUGUUCCUUCGGUAAUUGCCGCCUCGGAAGCGAGCGACGGAACCGGGGAAGUACCAAACUAUGUCUACAUGGGCGUCGGUGGCUUCGUACUGGUUCUGGGAGGUAUCGUACUGCUGUGCUGCUGUUGCGUAGCUUGUCGCAAGAAACGGGGACCGGGAGUUGACGAAACGGACGCCAAAUCGCACAUACAAGUCGAGCAGAACGGAUUCCCCGGAUCGGUUAGCAAUGGGGGUCCCCGAUCGCAUCACCACAAGAGUCGCAACGGGAUCAGUGCCCGGAUGAACAUAACGCCGAACCCGCUGGCACAGGAUGGGGACAAGAAUCGUAAUGUGAUGGAGCUGCGCUUUCUGCCGACCAAGCCGACGAGAUCCGCUGCUCCGAGUGGCACUGCCGGCUCUGGCUCUGGUGGUGGCGGCGGCGGCGGCGGUGAAGGGGACGGCGGUGAGCUCGCAGACGACAUCAGCGGUGGCGGUACCAAUCUGACCUGCAAUGGAUCUUAUCUUACUAAUAACAAUCACCAUCCGCAUCCGCAACACCAUCCGUUUCAUCACCAUCAUCAUCUGCAGCAUCAGCAGCAGGCGGCGGCAACGGCGACGACGAUCAUCAACAGUGCCAAUCCGAUGACAGCCGUCGGGCAGGAACAUCUGAUGCUGGCAUCGAUGCCACACCGGAGGACACUGGAGCGGAGCAUGCGUAACCUUCAGCACGGUCAGCACGUCAAUGGGUUGGACCAGCAGCAGAAGAUGAUGCUGGAAGGGGACUGUGGGGUUACGACCACCGUCGGCGCUGGGGUUGGCAUUGUACUGGGCUCCAGGAACAAUUCGUCCAUCCGACGGGGACGGCGUGGGUCCGGAUCGGUACCUGGAAGUCCUCGGGUCGGUCGAGGACCCAGUGCCGAACUGCUGCAGCACAAUCGGUCGCCAAUGCCGAUCCGAGCCGCGGCCAGUGGGGUCAAACGGGCAGCCCGGCUAGGACGGGCCGAAAACAUGUCCUCCGGCAGUUUGAACAGUAUUGAAGUGUGAGCGGAGUAGGAUUUCCUUUUUCUUCUACGGCCGCAGCGGGCUACUUUGAUUAUAGGUAGAAAUUUACUUUCUUUCGAAAUGUGAUAAAAUUUUGCCUACUGCAAAGGCGCAAAGAUUGUUUAUUUUUUUCUUUUCUGUUCUCUUAAAUUGGUAGGAAAAAUAUUAACCUUUUUGUUCUUUCUUCAAACUCCACACAAGAAAAGACAACAGAUUGCUAUGAAUGGAAGAAAAAAUGAAAGCCCCACAAAUCCGCAACCGAAAUAGCUAAUAUACAUUUAAUACACUGAACUAGGUUUAGAAAAAAAUACAAACAAAAAUAGUUUGAAAAUAGUAAUCCGUCCUCUUAACGCAUAAACCACUGACGAUUUUCCGAACGAAAUGAGAAGAAUCCAACGUUGGUACAUACAUAUGUAGCGUAAAUGUUCACUAUUACGAAGGAGCGCAGUAUAUUUACUACAGUGUACGCUUAAAACAA